AUGGCCCCAUCUGAAUCCAAAAAGCGCCUGGCGCUUGCCAUCGUUGACUUCCUCGGAUCAAGCUUGAAGGACGGUACCCUGACUGCGGAAGAUGCUGAUUCUAUUGAAAUCGCCCAGAACUGUAUCGCGGAGACGUUCGGUGUCGAUCCGACCGACAGCGUUGCUCUGCAGGAUGCCCUCGGUGGCCAGUCGCUUUUCAGCAUCUACAACGUAUACGAGAAGCUCAAGGGCAAGACCGCUGCAGGUGCAUCAAGCGCUACAGCCGGAGAAACCAAGCCUGCCGCACAGCCCAAGUCCAAUGCUACCCCCGAGUCAGAUAAGUUGAAGUCAGAGGGAAAUGCUGCUAUGGGCCGCAAGGAAUACGAUGCAGCCAUCGAUCUUUACACCAAAGCACUCGCGAUUGCUCCAUCGAACCCCAUCUACCUGUCUAACCGUGCUGCCGCUUAUUCGGCAUCCGGUCAACACACAAAGGCGGCAGCAGAUGCGGAGCUUGCUGUCAAUGUCGAUCCCCAAUACGCUAGAGCUUGGAGUCGUCUGGGACUUGCGCGCUACGAAUUAGGUGAUGCCAAGGGUGCUGUUGAGGCUUACGAGAAGGGAAUUGAAGCCGAAGGAAAUGGUGGAAGCGAUGCUAUGAAGCGAGGCUUGGAGACAUCACGAAAGAAAGUCGAAGAAAUGAAGCUUGCAGAGUCUGCCCCUCCCGCUGAAGAAGUCGACAAUGCUCCUGGAGCCUCUCGAGGAGGCCCGGGUGGAAUGCCGGAUUUAGGUUCUUUGGCAAGCAUGUUGGGCGGCGGUGCUGGAGGCGCUGGUGGUAUGCCUGACCUUGGCUCACUUAUGAGCAACCCUAUGUUCGCGAGCGUCGCCCAGAACUUGAUGAGCAACCCUGACAUGCUUAACAAUCUCAUGAGCAACCCUCGUCUUCGCCAGAUGGCUGAGAGUUUUGGUAAUGGAGGAGGUAUGCCGGACAUGUCGUCGAUAAUGAGUGACCCAUCACUUGCUGAAAUGGCCAAGAACAUAAUGGGCGGAGGAGCUGGCCGCGGCGCUGGGGGUCAAUAA
Messenger RNA from Talaromyces marneffei, 1053 nucleotides. RefSeq lists its product as uncharacterized. Gene Ontology annotation, cellular component: membrane; TRC complex. Lineage: Eukaryota; Fungi; Ascomycota; Eurotiomycetes; Eurotiales; Trichocomaceae. The transcript has 3 exons. Gene Ontology annotation, biological process: post-translational protein targeting to endoplasmic reticulum membrane. Gene Ontology annotation, molecular function: molecular adaptor activity; protein binding. The coding region runs from base 1 to 1053 and encodes 350 amino acids. The record is from RefSeq and is a predicted model, not a curated record.